Molecule: messenger RNA, 1077 nt
Organism: Penicillium cinerascens
Lineage: Eukaryota; Fungi; Ascomycota; Eurotiomycetes; Eurotiales; Aspergillaceae
Product: LysM peptidoglycan-binding domain-containing protein
Exons: 2
Coding region: 1-1077 (358 amino acids)
Source: RefSeq, a predicted model, not a curated record
AUGUUUUCGAACUGGAUUGUGGCCUCUCUAUAUGUGCCUCUAGUGGCCGGUUACUUGGUUUCACCCCCGGGCACGCCUUAUCCCGAGGCUUCCUCCGACUGCAGUGGCUGGGCUGAGUAUGCAUCUGGCCUAACAUGUGCGAGCGUUGAGGAUACCUACUUUAUCAGCGCUGCCGAUUUUGAAUCUUGGAACCCCCUCGUUACCGCUUCAGGUUCCUGCUCUUUGCAAUCUGGGUUCUGCUACUGCGUGCAAAUCAAUUUUGAGAGCACCUCUCCUAGCCCAACCUCUUCCGCAUUAGAAGUGCCAACGACCACUGGCAAUACUAGCUCUUCCUCUACUACUACUACAUCCGGCAAUAGCAUCGCCACACCUACUCCUAUUGAAUCUGGCAUGGUUAAUAACUGUGAUGUAUUCCAUCAAGUGGUCUCUGGAGAUUCUUGUCAGGGCAUCGCUGCCGCUGCAGGAAUUACUCUCACGGACUUCUACACCUGGAAUCCUACUGUUGGAAGCGGCUGCUCUAGUCUCUGGCUUGGAUACUACGUCUGCACUGGUAUAACCGAUGACUUAACCACCGCCACUAUUCCAGCAAUCACCACUACCGCUGGUAAUGGGAUUCCCACCCCAUCUCCUAUCCAGAGCGGUAUGGUCACCGACUGCGACCAAUUCCACCUUGUCGUCUCCGAUGAUUCUUGCGCUGCCAUCGCAUCUAGAGCAGGAAUCUCCAUCGCUGAUUUCUACACCUGGAAUCCUACUGUUGGGAGCCGCUGCUCUAGUCUCUGGCUUGGAUACUACGUUUGUAUUGAUGUCGUUGGAUACACACCCAGCAAGACGACUACUACUACUUUGAAGACUACUACCAUAUCUAAGGGGAAUGGUAUCACCACUCCCACUCCUACUCAGGUUGGUAUGGUUGCCGAUUGCAAUAAGUUUUACUUGGUGGGCACUGGAGCUAGCUGUGCCGCCGUUGCAUCGGAGGAGGGUGUUACUCUUUCUCAAAUUGAAAGCUGGAACUCUGGGGUGGGUAGUGCGUGUACAGAUCUGUGGCUUGGCUACUACAUCUGCGUUGGUGUUGUGUAA